Messenger RNA from Medioppia subpectinata, 939 nucleotides. Lineage: Eukaryota; Metazoa; Arthropoda; Arachnida; Sarcoptiformes; Oppiidae. The record is from the annotation of a GenBank genome assembly.
AUGGAGAGUCUAAUCAACCAUAAAUACCUGCGGUUAUAUUGUGAAUUCCUAGGCAUCCUAUUUAUAGUAUUUACACUACUGUUCAUAAUCGCGCGGUUCAUCAUAUAUUUAUGGCUCAAAUACAAGGCCCGGCAGUUUAAAUGGCGGGGCGGACCCCACACCUGGGCUGUGAUCACCGGCUGCACCGAAGGCAUUGGUCUGGCCUACGCCGAGCAACUGGCAGCCAAAGGUUAUAAUCUACUGCUUAUAAGUCGCAAUGAUGAAAAACUGCAAAAAGUUAAGUCAGACAUCGAGGUAAAAAACAAGUCCGCACGAAAAGUACGUACACUUGCCAUAGACUUCUUCGACACUUCCGACGAGACGUACGACAAGAUUGACCACAUGUUGGACACGUUGGACGAAAUACACGUUUUGGUCAACAACGUCGGCACCAAUUAUCCCAACGAAAAGCCCGAAUACAUGACCAAAAUACCGGGGCUGACACAUGUGAUCAUGAGUUUGAUCAAUGUCAACAUUGUCUCGUGCACACGACUCACAGCCCUAGUGUUGCCACGUAUGGAGCGCAGGGGUCGGGGCGUUAUCAUUAACCUGUCCUCAUUCUCGGCCCUAUACCCGUUUGAGCUAAUGUUUAGCCAUAGCUUACGGUGUGAUUGGAGUGAAUGUAUUAAAUACGCGGAACUCAUUCGGUUAAGUAGUCGACACUUACCGGCGUUUACCACAUAUUGUGAGGCAGUGUUUCGUUACGUCAAGGGCUCGGAGACCGACGACCCGUCCGAAGUGGAAACGGCUGUCCAACUGCUCGCAGUUGUGCCAUCAGUUCGAGUCCGAUAUUUCGGUAAAUCCGUGUCGUUAGAGAAGUCGGCUGUAAUGAGAGCUCAAAAGUUUUCAAACACUAACGAGUGUUCAGUAUUGCCUGAUAUGGUUAGAUCUGUCAUAUAA